Ilyonectria robusta is the source of this 1920-nucleotide messenger RNA. RefSeq lists its product as uncharacterized. Gene Ontology annotation, molecular function: DNA-binding transcription factor activity, RNA polymerase II-specific; RNA polymerase II cis-regulatory region sequence-specific DNA binding. The transcript has 2 exons. The record is from RefSeq and is a predicted model, not a curated record. Bases 1 to 1920 code for a protein of 639 amino acids. NCBI's taxonomy places the organism in Eukaryota, Fungi, Ascomycota, Sordariomycetes, Hypocreales, Nectriaceae. Gene Ontology annotation, biological process: regulation of transcription by RNA polymerase II. Gene Ontology annotation, cellular component: transcription regulator complex; PcG protein complex.
AUGGAAUCUUUGCGGCGGUUGAGUGAGAGGAGGAGCGACGUCAUGGCCGCCAUUGCACCGAGGGGAGUCUUGGCCAAGCGCCAUCUCGACAAUGGAGCCAUUGCCGGCGUCGUCGUCGGCGUCUGCGUGGCCGUCGCGCUCGUCCUCGUCUGCCUCUAUCCCGUCGUCAUCCGCCGAAUCAUCCGCCGCCGACGAGAACGACGAAAGCAACUUGUUACUCCCGACGCCGAGACUGGCGAGGUUCCCGUUCCAACCGGUUCCGCUGGCACUGAUGGCCCUCAACGCCGAUUGUCCUCGCAGGACUCGUAUAAGCCCGGGGAAGAACUUUCACGAGGUGAUGUUGGAGGAGGUUCCGACAAGGACGGCUGGACUCCCGGCGAUGGCGUCGCCCGCUCCGGCAGCCAGGACCAUCAGACUCGCUCCGUUCAAAUCGACACUGCCGUUCCGAUAACCCGAGCCGCGCCCCCUAUCCGCAGUGAAUCCCAAGGAACCGCUCUCACCGGAUUCGAAGAAGAAUUCAUGCCGCAAUCGAUAGGCGAUGCUCACAACGGAGUUCUCAAUGGUACCAGCGCCGACUACUACAGCCCAGCAGUCCCGUCCGAGGCCUUCGGUAUGGUCAUGGAGGAAGAGCCCCAACCCCAGCCCCAGCCCGAUCCCAAGCGCUCUCUCUCUCGUGGAAGCUCUCUGCGAUACAAUCUCAAGCAAAUGUUCAGCCGCAAGAGUACCCGAGAUCACUCCAUGCACUCGCCAACAUCUCCGACUUUCGGUGACAGUUUCGACAUCACUUCCCGUGGUGCCCCCCUUGGACAUGACGCCCGCCUAGGACCUGAAAGCCCCCCCCUCGAGCGCAUUACUACGGCCGAAGUGACGAGUGAGUCGCCCACGGAGAUGUACCCUCCAGCAAGUGAUAUGCUGCCUCCGCCUCACCGCGCCCUUGGAUCGCCCAUCAAUCUGCCGGCCAAAUCCUCAGACUUGCCUGAGGGUACUAUUCAGACUCCUCCGGAUUCGCCACCGUUUGAAGCCAAGUUCAGAGCCUCUGCUUCCCCGCCCACCAACCCUGCUCCUGGAACAGUCAACCCUAUGGACAUUAUGCCAGCCACUACAGAGUCCGAGAUGUGGCAUCGUACAGAGCAUCAGCUUUACAUGACUUACAACCCACCUUCUUCGCCUAGCGCUCUGCCCUCAUCCGAUCAAUCUCCACCAGAAGUACCAACUGACUCUCCCUCACCCCUCACUCUACCUCCGAACUUCCCUCUGGCGACCCCUAUUAUUCAAUCUCCCACUCCUACUCAGCGAGAAAUGUCCUUUAAGCGAGAUCCUGCGGAAGAUCAAGACGUCUUCAUGGUGGAUAUCCCGACGCACAUUCAUCUGACUCCCGCGCCAGACCAUGAUAGACACUCCAGCUAUCCCUCUGACGCAUCAACUCCCCUUCCCGGCCCUGCAUCCACGAAUCCUUCAACUCUCAACACACCCGCCACGCAACUCGACACCCCUUCUCCAAACUCCGAGGUCAACUCCUCCGACUACCAUCACAGUGUAUCCCCGAAUAAUGGCAACCUCAACCUCUCUCCGAAGGCUGGCACCUAUCCAUGUGACGAGCCUAAUUGUAACCAGGUCUUCGAUCAACCCCAUAAGCUGAAGCAUCAUCAGCGAUACCACACUAAGGAGCACAAAUGCACAUACCCCAACUGUGGAAAGGGAUUCGGAACCAAGACCCAUCUUCAGCGACAUAUUAAUGACAGGCACGAGAAGAAGAAGAAGUUCCAUUGCGCCGUCCAGGGAUGCGACUACUCCAGACAAGGAGGCAAGGGGUUCCCCCGCAAGGACAACUGGAAACGCCACAUGACCAAGAUUCACAACAUGGAUCAGAAAUAUCUCCCCGAACCCGUCGAGGCUGAUUCGGAGAUGGGUGGCGUAUGA